AUGGAAUUAACCACUCAUGGCUCCACACCAACGAACUCGAAUUCACCCGUGCCCAGUAAACAAAUGCAAGUGCAGCAGAGCUCCUGGACGCAGCCUUUCCUAUUCCAAGAGGAUAAUCAACGAAAUCAGGCAAAAUCCUUCCAAAUGUCAAAUUUUCUUCUACCAAACCUCCCCUCCCCUUCCUUGCUCCCUACCCUCUCCAGCGACUCCGGCGCCUACCCAUCAUCGAUGAACCCUCGUGACUUGGAAAUGGUGGUAGUGACAAAUUUCCAGAGUCAAUCCAAGCGUCGGGUUCUAUUCAACAAAUUUCAAAUCUCUCAGUUGGAGAAACGCUUCAGAAAACAGCGCUAUCUCACCGCCCAGGAACGCCAGGAACUCGCUCAUACUAUCGGUCUGACUCCUACGCAGGUAAAGAUUUGGUUCCAAAACCAUCGCUACAAGAUGAAGAGAUUUGUUCAUGAUGAUCAUGUCGAAGCUUCGGUUCACAAAUGGCCAAUUAAAUCUGCCCAUUUACAACCAAAGGUCUCAACGCUCUGGUGUAACAGGAGCAUCAGAAGUUUAGAGGAUUCGCCUAGAUCAGAUUGUGACCCACCGUUUCCCCAGACACUACCAAUCGGACAAACGUUUCAACAACAGCAACUGCAGUAUUCCACGAUACAAGUACAAACUCCACCAAUGUGUUUAUCAAUGCCACAACCUUUGGUAGAGCAAGAAACGGGAAUGAAGGCUAAUCCAAAGUAUAUCUGGCAAACUCUAAUGAAUCUAAUACAAGGCAAGAUGCCUAUUAAUAAAGAGGGAGAAGACAAGAGCGAAGUCAUGCCAAGGCAAAAUGGAGCUUUUCUACACAUCUUUAAUGAGGCAUGCAAAAGGUAG
Messenger RNA from Echinococcus granulosus, 873 nucleotides. RefSeq names its product Homeobox protein EgHBX3. Gene Ontology annotation, molecular function: DNA-binding transcription factor activity, RNA polymerase II-specific; RNA polymerase II cis-regulatory region sequence-specific DNA binding. The transcript has 2 exons. The record is from RefSeq and is a predicted model, not a curated record. Gene Ontology annotation, biological process: regulation of transcription by RNA polymerase II; cell differentiation. NCBI's taxonomy places the organism in Eukaryota, Metazoa, Platyhelminthes, Cestoda, Cyclophyllidea, Taeniidae. The coding region runs from base 1 to 873 and encodes 290 amino acids. Gene Ontology annotation, cellular component: nucleus.